AUGCCCAACACCUCCUUCCAUCAACAUCUCAGCAUACCAACACACCACAUCAACACAUCAACACCCUCACAUUCGUCAUACCCAACAUCUCCGGUCCAGUAUAUCUCCGUCUUCGUCCUCGCUUCCGUCUUCGCUACUCUCUUUGUCUUCUCCUCCCCCCAUACAUCGGGUGAUCACCACCCAGACUCUAUGAAACAGCAUCGACAAAAGCCACCCUCAGCCUUCAAACUCUUAUUGCCGUUCUUGUCCACUUUUCCAUCCGUUUCAUCCUCCCUCCAACGUCUUCCUUACCGCAGCUACGUACUUUCCAAUAACCACUCCAAGAUCAACAGUCACUUGGCCGCCACCGGACCCUCGACACCUGCCACGCCACACGAAACACAUAUGCCCUGGGCACAUAUCAAUCUGUCAAUCUGUCUCAGCAACAACACGAUAUCCAACACCACCACCAUUCGAGGGUAUCUGAUACCGUCAUAUUACAAAACUUCAUAUAAAGCCAAAGAUGGAAACACCACAGCCACUUCAUCUCGACUCGAACCGCCACCACCAUCUCUGACGAUGCGGCUGACGCAAUGUCUCUUCAUCUAUGCGAUGCCUGGUGUUCGAGGCGGUCAGAGCAGAAGUAGGCUGAGGAAGUCUGAGGUUAUGGAGGUUAUGAAGAUUAUGGAGGUUAUGGAGGUUAUGGAGGUCGUCGAGGUCGUCAAGAUUAUCGAGGUCGUCGAGAGUCGAGAGUCGGGUUUCAACAUCGAGGAGACAAGCAGCAGAUGA
This is a messenger RNA of Neurospora tetrasperma FGSC 2508, 768 nucleotides long. RefSeq lists its product as uncharacterized. The record is from RefSeq and is a predicted model, not a curated record. NCBI's taxonomy places the organism in Eukaryota, Fungi, Ascomycota, Sordariomycetes, Sordariales, Sordariaceae. The transcript is spliced from 4 exons. Bases 1 to 768 code for a protein of 255 amino acids.